AUGGCCGCGAUACACACCUCCGUCCCGGACGGCCUCAUUCCCCUCCUCGAAUCCCACCUCCCACACUCUCUCCCCAUCCUCCGGCGCUUGCAGUUCACACGCUUCCCCGGCGGCCAACGGCCCACGGCGCGCAUCAUCCUUGCCGCAGACGCCCCUAUAUCCUCCGUGCGGAACUUUGCAGCCGCGUACCUCGACUUCGGGAGCGGCAUCGAGACCUCGCUCUUUAUGUACUCCACCCUCGAAGACUCCUCCGUUUCCGCCGAGGACCGCGAGGUGUGCGAGGCGCAGAUCGGUUUGGUGGUCGAUGCCGUCAACGCCGUGGCGCGCGAGCAGCCCGAGCACAGGGGGUACCCGGGGCGGUGUCUGGUGGGCACGCUGGCGACGGCGGUGAAGGAGGCAAUGGUGCGCCGCGGGGUGGGGAUCGAGGCGCGGCAGGAGUAUGAGUAUGAGAAGUGGCUGUUCCGGGUGGAGGAUGUGCGGGAGGUGGAAGUUGAGUUGCCGCCGGGGGCGAGGUGGGAGAGGGCGAAGGAGAGGGAUUGUGAGAUUGUUAUUUCGAGGACGAGUAUUCCGCGGCAGGUGUAA
This is a messenger RNA of Colletotrichum chrysophilum, 582 nucleotides long. RefSeq lists its product as uncharacterized. Bases 1 to 582 code for a protein of 193 amino acids. The transcript has a single exon. The record is from RefSeq and is a predicted model, not a curated record. Lineage: Eukaryota; Fungi; Ascomycota; Sordariomycetes; Glomerellales; Glomerellaceae.